Molecule: messenger RNA, 5086 nt
Organism: Syngnathoides biaculeatus (alligator pipefish)
Lineage: Eukaryota; Metazoa; Chordata; Actinopteri; Syngnathiformes; Syngnathidae
Gene: prickle2b
Product: prickle homolog 2b
Exons: 8
Coding region: 466-3057 (863 amino acids)
Molecular function (GO): zinc ion binding
Source: RefSeq, a predicted model, not a curated record
CUGUAAAGACUCGGAUGGCUGCAGUGCACUUCAUUCCACGUACGUACCUACUUACGGGCAGUCCGAGUGAAUCCUCUCUCAGACCACCCACGCUGUUAAAGGAUAUUUGAUGGUAGAUGUCAGAAGUGGAUACUGCUAAUCGGACUCCCCGCUAUUUUCUGGACUUGCUCCUCUCUACAAAUUUGGACUUUUUCACGCGCUCCAAGUUGGCUCGGUGGCACGAGUCUCCAAUGUGCUCGCAGAUUGUCAACAAGAGGUUUUUUGUUUGUUUGUUUUUUAAAUAUAUAACAUUAGUGGCAGUACAUAGCGGGCCAUUGUGACAACCCCGGUUGGUGCGAUGUGGCAGACUUGUUUGAAAGCAUUCAGUGCCGAGGUCAGGACUUUGGCUUCACAGAGUCGGACUUUGUAACAAGGCAAAUCUGUGUGCAUUGUAAGUGUCGCUGGGAGGAGCAUGCAGUGACUGCCAUGCCUGUGGAAAUGGAGAAGACGGUCACCAAGCUGAUGUACGAUUUCCAAAGGAACUCUACUUCAGACGAUGACUCUGGAUGUGCCCUGGAGGAGUACGCCUGGGUGCCACCAGGACUCAAACCUGAACAGGUCCACCAAUACUACAGCUCCCUCCCCGAGGACAAAGUGCCCUAUGUUAACAGCCCGGGAGAGAAAUACAGAAUCAAACAGCUCCUCCAUCAGCUGCCGCCCCACGACAACGAGGUGCGCUAUUGCAACAGUUUGGAUGAUGAGGAGAAGCGGGAGCUGAAGCUCUUCAGUAACCAGCGGAAACGGGAAAACCUCGGCCGUGGCAAUGUGCGCCCUUUCCCGGUGACAAUGACGGGGGCCAUCUGUGAACAGUGCGGCGGCCAGAUAAAUGGUGGCGACAUCGCUGUGUUUGCAUCACGUGCUGGCCACGCCUUGUGUUGGCACCCAGCUUGCUUCGUGUGCAGCAUGUGCAAUGAGCUGCUGGUGGACCUCAUCUACUUUUACCAGGACGGGAAAAUCUACUGCGGCCGGCACCAUGCGGAGAGGCUGAAGCCGCGUUGCACAGCUUGUGAUGAGAUCAUCUUGGCAGACGAGUGCACUGAAGCAGAGGGCCGUCACUGGCACAUGAAGCACUUCUGCUGUUUCGAGUGCGAGACUAUGCUCGGGGGCCAGCGCUAUAUCAUGAAGGAGGGAAGACCGUACUGCUGCUCCUGCUUUGAAUCUCUCUAUGCAGAGUACUGCGAUUCCUGUGGAGAACAUAUUGGGAUUGACCAGGGGCAGAUGACGUAUGAUGGGCAGCACUGGCACGCCUCGGAGGGUUGCUUUUGUUGUGCCCGCUGUAAACGUUCCCUGCUGGGUCGCCCCUUCCUGCCCAAGCAGGGCCAAAUCUUCUGCUCCCGUUCUUGCAGUCUGGGUGAGGAGCCCAAUGGCUCGGACUCCUCAGAUUCUGCUUUUCAAAGCGCUCGCUCCACCAGAGAGUCCAGACGCAGCUCCAAGGCAACAAAGAGUGUUGGCGGAGGGCAGACAGAGACAUUAUCAGGCGAGGAGGACCCGUUGUCUUUACAAAUGGACCUACUGAGUCUCUCCAGCCAAACCCCCAGCCUGACACGUGAGCCACCAGCCUGGCAGAACCAGAAGCAAGUUACUGAUGGUUACAAAUUUGAAUCCCAACUUGAACUGACCCUGAACCCCACCCCUCUGCAGCUCCUCAGUCAGUGCAAUGUCAGAACGUCUUGCAACCUCCCACGCACUGGGCAGCAACACCAGGACCACAGGGUCAAGGAGACUGGUGGUCUAAAGAGGCCACCAAUCUCUGCACUUAAGGGUCACUCUCUGAAUGACACGUGGUUCCAACAGUCAUCUCCAGAUGAUUACUGUCCCCCAAAGCUAAGAACACAGAAAAGUUUCACUGAGGUAUCUCAGCUCUCUCUGCAUAACGUUGGCUUUUCCGUAGACAAGCGCUCGAUCAGUCUGCAUGGAUUCCAGAGGGACAGAGAUGCAGGUCCUUCAAUUGCAACCCAGGUGGCUAGAAGCAGGAACCCCAUCAAUGCACUUAAUUUCACUGAGCAACUGACCCCGCUACAGCAAACCCCAAGAGGAUCCAUGGAGUCCUUGGCCCUAUCCAAGACUCAAGGUAACACGGCCGAAGGAGAUGGGAAGCGACAAGAACACCUGUCUCAUUUCUCCAUGCCUGAUUUGAGCAAAGACUCUGGAAUGAACGUCUCAGAAAAAAACAUAGACGCCCUUAAGUCCUCAGUUCAAUUCCGAAGCUCCGACUCCCUUCACAGUGUCAAUGGUGGUCAGCCCUACAUGGAAAUAAAUCCCUCCGGGUCCUCUCAGUACCAGUUGCAGUUUUGUGAUCCCUCCACUGUGGCUGCGGGGAGGAUCACGGCUCAUUUACCACCCGGAUUCACCUACCAGGAGGAAGACAAGUUGGGUUUGGUGAGCAGUGCCAAUGCUGCCCGCCUGCCACCUAUAAGUGAGCGCAGGGUGAGUAGUGGUGCCGGGGGAGGCGCAAGAGGAGCAAGCGUCAGGAUUGAAGUACCAGAGGAAGCUCCUCAGAGACGCAGACACCACCACCACCACCACCGCUCCAGACGAUCCCAGCGUUCCCGCUCAGAAAACGCUCUCAACUUGGUUGCAGAGUGCAGGGUGAGACCUCACGAAAGAACACCACAUAAUGUGCGAGAGGAUUACGAUCGCUUCCCUCCCCCAAGGAGUUCCAGGGACCAGUUUAGAGUCGGAGGAGGAGGGAGAUACCAUCCUCAACUAUUUCGGCAGUGCCCCAGGACCACAUCUGACUUAACGCUCCAAAACCCCGGGGCUGGCCGGCGUAUGGGUAUGAAUCGAUACUCUUGGGAUGACUAUGAUGACGACUGGUGCUCCACUUGCUCUUCUUCAUCAGAAUCAGAGGACGAAGGUUACUUUCUUGGGGAGCCGAUACCACGACCCCUCCAGAUGCGCUACCUCAGCAAUCAGGAACUCGUCCACAAAUACAGCACGGGAAUGGGAGGAGCAAACCGCAGUGCACAGUUAACCACACAUAAACGGCGAAAAAGCAAAAACUGCAUUAUUUCGUAACAUUUUCGCAUCUGCUACAGUAUCAACUAAUAAUCUCCAACUGGAGAAUGAGUGGACUAAGGCCCACUGUAUUGUUCAUCAAUAGUCCUCAUCAAACUGUGGUUGUAAAAACACAGCAAUGUUUGCAUGUUUUUGUAAUUUUUUCCUGUCUAAUGCAGUGCUCUUUCAAUGUUUUUCCCCCCAAAAAGAUGAUGUGCAAUUUUUUUAGAUGGAGGUAUUCGGUUUGGUACAGUUUAACUUUUCAUGGUGUGAUGUUUUAGAAUAGGAUGUGCUGUUCCAUUGGGUUCAUACUAUGUACAUAGAUAAUUGAACUAAUAAUUUUACUUAAGUUAAGGACAUCAGUGUAAAUAAUAAAUAAAUAGGGUGUAAGUGAGUCCUCAUAUUUUUAUAUUUUGUAUGGAUAGAAUCGCUUAUGUAUUAAAUAUGUAUCACGUACAGUAGAUGAUACCAAAAUAUGCACGUGUGGCUUGGCAGACCUGGUCCUUCAUUUGGAAUGAAGGAUUAUUUCAGCGAUUUAAUUCAGAUGACAGCUUGUGUCCAUCUCUAGAGAGCGUGUUAAAAAAAAAAAAAAACGCACAUCUGUUCACUGUAACGCUUGCCUACAUGUUUGGUGCAUACAUGAAUAAUGGAGUGGAGUUUGAAGUAGAGUUGAAUUUGUAAUUCGGUAUGUGCAAGAUGGCAGCUACAUGUAUUUUAAACAUAGAAUCCGGUUUAAGGCCAUCACUGAAGAAAUAGAGCAGACUGAUUUUGUAGUAUAAUUUGCAUAGUUGGCAAACUCAGUCUUAAUAAGUAACGUUUUUUUCUGCCAGGUCUCCCUCUACAGUCAUAAAUGACUUUACUGAGGCUGAACAAGCCAAGCCAAUGGAUCUUCCUGCGAAACUCUAUAAAACUGUUAUAACAUCCUGUUUUGAAAUAAAAAUUGACUGAUGAUUUGACUGCGCUAGAAAGUUUGUAAAGGUAUAAGGCUUAUACUAUAAGCAUCGCACACACCUCAACAGUGAUGUAAUUGAUCCAACACACUGAAACAAGUGUGUCACAAUGAUCAUCAAGCCAAAGCACAUACAGUAUAAUCACAGCAAAUUACAGCCACACACACACCUCAGGGAAUCAGGUAUAAUGCAGGAGUCCGAGAAUGCCUGUCAGGGUUCGCACGUGGCCUUAAAAGUCCCUAAAAACCCCUAAAUUUUCGAAGGUGCAUUUAGGGGCUCCUAAAAGUCCUUAAAAUCCGCGAAAACCGCUCAAGCCCCUAAAAAGGCCUUAAAUUUAAAAAAAAAAUCAAAGGGAGGACCUCUACCACCAAAAUUCUCCCUAAAAAAUAAAUUUAUUUUAUUUUUUUUAAAAAUAGCGAUCCGUCUGGCGUCCAAAUCAGCCGGAAAUUGUCAACGGAAGUCACCGUGUUGACAACUAGUCGCCAUCUUGUCGAUAUUCCAUUGUUUGUUUGCGUGAGUAGGCAUUUCACUUCGUCUUCGUUACGACGUAGCGUAGUUCUUUCAUCGAUCCAACUUGUAUCACGGGGAAGUGCAUUUUUCAAGAAGCUUGGGUUGAAAGUAAGGAGUUUGGAAGCUGGGUUUGUCGAGAUCCAAAAGAUCGGCACAUGUUUUACUGCCAUCUGUGCAAGCAGAGUUACCAGCUCGAAAAGAUGGGCGUCAAAGCGCUGGAGUCGGACCGGAAAAAUAGGAGACACGCUGAUUUGGCGAAGACUCUCUCAUCUUCCGUUGGUAUGAAUCUGUUUCUAAAAUAUCAAGAUAGUGAAGCAUCAACUUCAGGCAGUGGUACUAGCAGUGCAUGCGGACUAAGGAUUGCAAAAAAACGCUUACUUUCAUAACCGGUUUUAACCGAACAGCUGUAGCAAAAAAACAAUUAACCGGUUUUAAAACCGGUACCAUUGUGGUGUUUACAUAAUUCACCCGCGGGACCUCGACUUGGGGUGCAGGGUUCCGCACGGACUGUUUUUGUUGUUGCUCUUCCGGAGUGACGAGUUCACAGAGUUCCCCCUGUUAUGCGAGUAGUGUUUUGAUGUCUGCCAAUA